Bactrocera latifrons is the source of this 1339-nucleotide messenger RNA. RefSeq lists its product as uncharacterized. NCBI's taxonomy places the organism in Eukaryota, Metazoa, Arthropoda, Insecta, Diptera, Tephritidae. The transcript has a single exon. The record is from RefSeq and is a predicted model, not a curated record. The coding region runs from base 1 to 1275 and encodes 424 amino acids.
AUGUCAGUGCAGCGCAAUAUACAAAAAACUCGAUAUAUUUUGUCUGCUCCAGCUGAUACAACACGCCGAAAACAUGUCCAUUUUCGUGAAAUUCAUAGUGAAGAGUCGACACGAAGACACGAAUGCCAAUCAGGCAGCUUACAGCCAUCAAUAUGUCAACCACAACUUGCGCUGGAUGACUCUGAUGAGAGUUUUUCGCACACUUUGAGUCAUAGCAGCGCUACCACGUCGAACACUACGAAUUCGGGGUGCUGUGACAUUAGAAGUAGUCAAAGCUUUUAUCGCUUGCCAGACGAUUUACUCGCACGUGGCGAUUUCAUAGCUUAUCAGGGUGCCAAUGUAACGGAUUUUUUCAAUACGACGAACACUACACGGCCGAAACGUGUCUCGGAGAUUUGUUUAGUCAAUGAUCAUUAUAUUUUGGUAAAGAUUCCUGCAUCUCAAAUGGAACAUGUGGCCGCUAUGGAUACAAUUGCUGAAGAAGAAGACAGAUCGACUGAUAGUUGUGCGCAACGGAAAGGUUUCUUGCGUUAUUUUCCUUGUCAAAGAAACCGACGCGUACUACCUUUGACAACCGUGAGUAGGGUGAAAAUGGAAGAAGCUGCGAACUCGAGCGCUGACAAAACUCAUGCUAUGCUAAAGUGUCCACUAGCGCAUUGUUGGCGUGUAAAUGAAGCGCCUGAGGUGUUUGACACUCGCACAAAAGUUUUCGGACUAUUUUUGAAACAGAAAGCGCCUGGAAAAGUGAUAACAAUGCAACCUAGUAAAAGUGACACAGCGGAACCAUUGGAUCUGCGUUACAAGAGAGCACGUAUCGCCGAGAAUGGCUUACCGGUUCUAGAUAAUGACAACAAAGUUGAUAAAGGCGCUUUUGGUAGUCCUUUAACCACGCCCUCAAAAGUGGCGCCAACACCAACUUUGUUCGGCGGUGCUUUGCAGACAUCAUUACAUGAAGCAGUCUCGCUAGAACAACACGCAGCCUGGGUAAAUAAUCAUGACUUGGAUAUGAAGCAACUUUUUCGGCAGGACAACACCAAAUCACCAGUGGAAGGCAAGGCAACAAAACGGCGCACAAAUGUAUUUCGCUGGUUCUUCAAGCGCACGAAAGCGCCAAAGCCCAAAAACAAAAUUCACGCCGUCGUUUAUAAAACAUAUUUCGUGCGUUGGAAAAAUCCACCCGACGAGAAAUGCCCACAUUGCGGACAUUCCAGAAAAGACGAUGUGACUGCGGUUGCAACAUGCAAAUGGCAGCGUUGCCGUUCCGCCACGUUUUAGUUGUUCUCCAAGACCCAAUAUAUUGUGAUAAAGAGUUAAGAAAUACAGGUUGUGAAUAUUCGUA